AAUUCGACCUCAGCUCGCGACGAGAGGCAAGUUGUUGUUGCCUGCUGCUCCUUGCUCGCAAUGUUUCCUCUCAUCUUGGCAGUGCUCUCCACCCUGACUACAGCAGCAUCCACUCAUCCACACCCACUCGACCCCCUCUCUCCCGCAGAGCUCAUCGCCGUUCGUACGGCCGUGCUCGCCUCACCGCUCGUCCGCGCCCGCCCGCUCACCUUCCACUACGUCGGUCUGGACGAGCCUGACAAGACGGACGUCCUAUCCUACGCCGAGGCACGCUCUUCCUCUUCCCGCGCUGCCCUGCCGCGCCACGCGUUCGUCAUCACCCGUGCCGGCGGCCAGUCGCACGAGCUCCGUGUCGACAUCACCGACACCAAUGCGGCCACCGUUCUCUCGCACUCCGUCCACCACGGUGCGGGGUUUCCGAUUCACACGUCGGAAGAGCAGUUCGCGGCGGAGGCGCUGCCGUUCAGGCACGCACCGUUCGUGGAGUCCAUGCGCCGGCGUGGCUUGGACAUGGACGACGUCCUCUGCCCCGUCUCCACCGUCGGGUGGUUCGGCGACACCGGUCCCUCGGAGUGGGAUGGGAAGGUGCAGAAAAGGGUGGUGAAGCUUGUGUGUUUCGUUGCUGGCGCGACGCCCAACUUCUACGCGCGGCCGGUCGAGGGCGUGACGCUAGUGGUGGACCUCGACCGGAUGGCUAUUGUCGAGUACAAGGACAGGGUGGUCUACCCGGUGCCCAAGGCCGAGGGGACGGACUACCGGACCGCCAAGGUUUAUACGGCGGCUCCCGGCGUGGCGUUGCAGCCGGAGGGCAGGGGCUUCCACAUUGACGGCCACUUGGUCAGGUGGGCAAACUGGGAGUUUCAUGUGGGCUUUGACAUGCGCGCCGGCAUAGUCAUCUCACUAGCCUCAAUCCACGACGCGGAGGCCGGCGCGCGGCGGCGGGUGCUCUACCGCGGGUUUGUGUCAGAAAUCUUCGUGCCGUACAUGGACCCAGCAGAGGAGUGGUACGACCGCACGUUCAUGGAUGCCGGCGAGUACGGCCUGGGGGUCACGACCUUCCCUCUCCAGCCUGGAGCCGACUGCCCGGCCAACGCCGCCUACCUCGACGGCUACUACGCCGGCCAGGACGGCAAGCCCGUCGAGAACAAGAACAUGAUCUGUGUCUUCGAGCGGUAUGCCGGCGACAUCGCAUGGCGCCACACCGAGGCCGGCUUCGCCGACCGACUGAUCACGGAGACCCGGCCUGACGCGAGCUUGGUGGCGAGGAUGGUGGUGUCCAGCGGGAACUACGACUACAUAUUGGACUGGGAAUUCAAGCCAAGCGGCUCCAUUAAAUUCGUGGUAUCUAUGACAGGUCUCUUAGAGGUGAAAGGGACGGACUACACGCACGCUGACCAGAUCAAGCAGGACGCGCACGGCACGCUGCUCGCGGAGAACACCAUUGGCGUCUACCAUGACCAUUACGUCACUUACUACCUGGACCUCGACGUGGACGGCACCAACAACUCAUUCGUCAAGAACGUCAUCACCACCAAGCGCAACACCAACACCAACACGCCACGGAAAAGCUACUGGACUGUGCGCCGGGAGGUGGCCGAGACCGAGGCAGAUGCGCAGGUGGACGUGAACGUGGCGGCGGCGGACCUUCUGAUCGUCAACCCGAACAAGAAAACCAGGAUGGGCAACGAGGUCGGGUACCGUGUCGCCGUUGGUGGCGCGACGGCGGCAUCGGUGCUGGACGACGACGACUACCCACAGCGGCGAGCGAGCUAUAGCAAGAAGCAGGUGUGGGUGACGCCGUACAAGAGGGACGAGAAGUGGGCGACCGGGCUGUACGCCGACCAGAGCACCGGCGACGACGGCCUGGCCGUGUGGAGCGGGAGGAACAGGGGGGUACGGAACGAGGACAUCGUGCUGUGGUACACGGUGGGCAUCCACCACAUACCGUGCCAGGAUGACUUCCCAAUCAUGCCGAAGGUGAGCGGCUGGUUCGAGGUCCGGCCGACGAACUUCUUCGAACAGAACCCUUUGCUCAAAACCAGACCGCCUAGGCCUGGGUCUGACCUGCCGACUUCUGUUAAUUGCUCUUGCGCCGGCUAUUUCAGCUGAUGUGUCGUGCGACUCAGGUUGGCACCCACCCUACAAUAAAUUGACUUCCCCAAGCGGUGGAAUUUGGCAAUAAAGAAUCUGAGUCAUCGUUGUCA
Messenger RNA from Lolium rigidum, 2204 nucleotides. Its product is annotated as primary amine oxidase 2-like. The record is from RefSeq and is a predicted model, not a curated record. Gene Ontology annotation, molecular function: primary methylamine oxidase activity; quinone binding; copper ion binding. Lineage: Eukaryota; Viridiplantae; Streptophyta; Magnoliopsida; Poales; Poaceae. The transcript is spliced from 4 exons. Gene Ontology annotation, biological process: amine metabolic process. Bases 61 to 2109 code for a protein of 682 amino acids.